AUGCCACUUGCGCCUAGUCGCGUUUCGAAAUUGCCACGAGAGGUGGAAUUGCCCCUACUAGAAAAUCGACAGUAUACGUGUUUGAGCACGACACCUGGUGAGCCGGCCGACUGUACACUUCGAUUCAAAGAUGGCGAUAAUGAACGAACAACAAUCAACGAUAGCGGCUGCUUUACG
This is a messenger RNA of Anisakis simplex (herring worm), 177 nucleotides long. Lineage: Eukaryota; Metazoa; Nematoda; Chromadorea; Rhabditida; Anisakidae. The record is from the annotation of a GenBank genome assembly.